This is a messenger RNA of Impatiens glandulifera, 1356 nucleotides long. RefSeq names its product UPF0481 protein At3g47200-like. The transcript has a single exon. Bases 1 to 1356 code for a protein of 451 amino acids. Lineage: Eukaryota; Viridiplantae; Streptophyta; Magnoliopsida; Ericales; Balsaminaceae. The record is from RefSeq and is a predicted model, not a curated record.
AUGAAUAAUAGAAAUCCAGCUUCAGCAGAUGAGAAUCAAGUUCAUGAGAACGGUGAAUGCUCGGUCAGAGUAUGGGAAUUCAACACAGAAAGAUUGAAAUCAAUGAAUAAGAACAUCAACACUACACCAAAUCUACUCUCGAAUUGGUCCGGUAAGAAUUCCUGCAGCAUAUUUCGUGUCCCACAGAGCUUCGUCGACGUUAAUGGUUCAGCAUAUCGUCCUCACAUCGUCUCCGUCGGACCUUUCCACCGCGGAGAACCCGACCUCCAAAUGAUCGAACAACACAAAUGGCGUUUCCUCGGCGAUCUAAUCAAUCGCACCAAAAUCACCCUCGAACAACUCUUGGGAGAAAUUCAUCCGCAUGAAAACACAGCCAGAGAGUCUUACUCCGAACUCAUUGAUCUCACUUCCGAUGAAUUCAUUGAAAUGCUUGUACUCGACGGCUGCUUCAUUGUCGAAUUCUUUAGAAAAAUUUGUAAAGUCGUCAAUAUUAAACCCGAUGACCCAUUAAUCUCCAUGUCUUGGAUUUAUUCCGUCUUCCUCAGAGAUCUAAUUAGAAUGGAAAACCAAAUCCCAUUCUUCAUCCUCCAAACCCUCUUCGAUCUAACGAAUACCCGUGAAUCGAAUCGUUCGCUCUCUUCACUAGCAUUGGAAUUCUUCAAUAACUCACUUUGCCGUCCAGCUGAAGUUGUACACAAACACGACAAUCUAGUCGGAAAACACCUCCUAGACCUCCUCCGGAAAUCAUACAUCACACCGGAGCUCGAUAAACCGAUCAAGGACAUUAAGAAUAUCCCGUCACAUGUCAUCCAAUGCAUCUCGAAGCUGAGAAGGGCCGGGAUCUCCAUUAAACCAGGGAAUGGUGAGAGCUUCUUGGAAGUGAAGUUCAGACGGGGAACACUAGAAAUGCCGAAAAUUACAAUCGACGAGUUCAUGAGCUGUUUCAUGAUAAACUGUGUAGUGUUUGAGCAAUGUCAGAGGACUUGUUCGAAACAGUUCACAACCUACACGACUCUUCUUGACUAUUUGGUGAACACUUCCAAGGAUGUGGAAUAUUUGUUGGACCAAGACGUAAUCGAGAAUUACUUUGGGACUGAUGAGGAAGUGGCGACAUUGUUCAAUAAUUUGGGGAAGGAGGUGCCGUUUGAUGUAAACAGAUGUUAUCUGUCGACGUUGUUUAAACAAGUUGAUGAUUAUCACAAGAGUAUUUGGCAUAUUGAUUUGGCAAGUUUUAAGUAUAUUUAUCUUAGAAGCCCUUGGUCUACUAUUUCUGCUUUGGCUGCGGUUUUAUUGUUGGUUUUCUCUUUUCUUCAAACCAUGUUUUCUAUGUAUGCAUACCUAAAGCCUCCACACUAA